This is a messenger RNA of Penicillium verhagenii, 1389 nucleotides long. RefSeq lists its product as uncharacterized. Gene Ontology annotation, cellular component: membrane. Gene Ontology annotation, molecular function: glycosyltransferase activity. NCBI's taxonomy places the organism in Eukaryota, Fungi, Ascomycota, Eurotiomycetes, Eurotiales, Aspergillaceae. The record is from RefSeq and is a predicted model, not a curated record. Bases 1 to 1389 code for a protein of 462 amino acids. The transcript has a single exon.
AUGUUGAAUUCUCCGCGAAGAUGGUUCUUCAUCGGAUCUCCCCUCAUUAUUUUCCUCUUUCUCUACUACGUUCUUUACACAUAUAACCAACCCCCGGUCGCCGUGGCCUACGAACCCUGGAAUCAGUCUACCGACCACUUGAUUUUAGACGGAACCCAACCACCGCCGCAGCCCUCCGGAACCAAAAUUUCGAUCGAAGAAGAACAAUGUGGACACCUCCGCCGGGAUAUGGACGAUGUGCUGGUGAUCUUGAAGACGGGUGCAACCGAAGCCCAGGAGAAAGUCCCAGUGCAGCUACGUACUGGUCUCCAGUGUGUCCCGCACUUUGCGGUCUUUUCAGAUUAUGAAGAGGUCAUCAAUGGCGUACGUACCUACGAUAUCUUGCAAAAUGUGUCCCAAGCCGUCAUGGACAAGGAACCAGAGUUCGAAUUCUAUAAACGCCUGCAGGAGGUUGGCCUUGAAGGUCUGACCGAGGAAGACUGGGGUGACGAUACCAACGGCCCAUUCGGCAAAGUGAACAACCCAGGCUGGAAGUUAGACAAGUGGAAGUUCCUUCCCAUGGCGGAGGAAGCGAUGCAAGUUAUGCCCGAUGCCAAAUGGUACAUCUUCAUCGAGGCCGAUACCUACAUCGUUUGGCAGAACUUGGUCAACUGGCUAGCACAUUUGGACCACACGCGGAGUUACUACCUUGGCAGUCCGAUGCAGAUUGGCGAAACUCUCUUUGGAUAUGGAGGCUCUGGUGUGAUUCUGUCGAACAAGGCCAUGACCCGUUUACACACCUACCAAACCCAAGCUCUGGAUGAACUCGAGCAACUGACGGCUACUGAAUGGGCUGGUGACUGUAUCUUAGCUAAGGCUCUGGAGGGGUCGCAUAUUUAUCUGACUUGGGCCUGGCCCAUGAUGAUGACUUCUCGACCGUCAGAGGUCGACCACUUCUCUGAAGCCUAUGGCCGACAGCCUUGGUGCUACCCGGUGAUCUCAUAUCAUCACAUGAAUCCCGAUGAUAUUGAAGAAAUGUGGCAGUUUGACCGUGGGUGGUUCCAAAGUGGCAAGAAUGCUUUGUUGUUGCACGCCGAUGUGUAUCGCGAAUACGUUCACAAUGGAUCUCUCUCCCAGCUCGAUGAUUGGGAUAAUCUCUCCGGGGCCGACAUUAUAUUUGAUGAACCCACCCUUCCCUCCGUUGACUCAUGCGCGGAUGCUUGCAUGCAGAACAGCGAAUGCCUUCAAUAUUCUUUCCACCAUGAGGAAAACUCUUGCAAACAUGCUGCCACAACUCUGCAAGGUGUCCGGAGCAAUGGCACAUCCUCCGGUUGGAUUCCCCGGCGUGUUCAAAAGUUGUUGAAUACCUUCCAAUCAUCCUGUCCUCAGGUCGAGUACAUCUUAAACUAG